AUGGAAAUCCCUGUGAUCGACUUCAGUAAGAUUGAGGGUGAAAAUAGAGGUGAAGCAAUGGCACUUCUUCACGAAGCAUGCAGAAAGUGGGGCUUUUUCAUGAUUGAGAACCAUGGAAUUGAUAAAGAGCUUAUGGAGAAAGUGAAGCAAUUGGUUAAUCUACAUUAUGAAGAGAACAUGAAAGGCAAAUUCUAUGACUCACAGACAGCAAAGAGUUUGGCAAACAAUGAGUAUAUCGGCAGCAAAGACUGGGAAACCACCUUCUUCGUUUGGCAUCGUCCAAAUUCCAACAUCAAUGACCUUACCUUGUCAAAAGAUCUUAGCAAAACAAUGGAAGCAUACAUUGAUCAACUGAUUAAGCUUGCCGAAAAGCUUUCAGAGUUCAUGUGUGAGAAUCUGGGUAUACAAAAGAAUUCCAUAAUGGAAGGAUUUGCAGGAGGCAGCGUUCCUUCCGUGGGGACAAAAGUGGCAAUAUAUCCUGAAUGCCCUCGCCCUGAACUCAUCAGAGGGCUCCGAGAGCAUACGGAUGCUGGUGGUAUUAUUCUCCUGCUCCAAGAUGAUAAAAUCCCUGGCCUUGAAUUUUUCAAAGACGGAAAAUGGGUGAAAAUUCCGCCUUCAAUAAACAACAGAAUCUUCGUAAAUACAGGUGAUCAACUGGAAAUUUUAAGUAAUGGCACUUACAAGAGUGCUUUGCACCGAGUCAUGGCUAUGAAGGAUGGAAGCAGACUCUCCAUUGCCACCUUCUACAACCCUGCUGGCGAUGCAAUCAUUUCCCCAUCUCCAAAGCUGUUAUUACCCAAUCAUUUCCGCUUCCAAGAUUACCUAGACCUUUAUACCAAAACUAAAUUCGAAGACAAGGGUCUCAGUUCCUCCACCGUUUAUGACCUACAUGGCUACAUCGACGAACAGGUUGUGAUAUAUACUGAACGUGGCUGUAACCUGUUUGUUGAAAUGCCCAAGUGA
Molecule: messenger RNA, 963 nt
Organism: Fraxinus pennsylvanica
Lineage: Eukaryota; Viridiplantae; Streptophyta; Magnoliopsida; Lamiales; Oleaceae
Source: the annotation of a GenBank genome assembly